GUACCACAUGACACUUAGCGGUGAAAAAAUAACAAUACCGCCAUUGUUGUUUAUAAAAAGUGACCAAUGAAAUAAUAGCAUUCCCGUAUCGCCCUUGUCGAACGUUGGUGAGCGUCGUUAACAGACGUCUUUAUAAUUUCAUAUUUAAUAAAUACGACCAUUUUGAUUAAAGUACAACAUGGGUCUUAAUAAUUUCAGUGAUUAUGGGAGUGGUUCUUCUUCGGAAUCAUUCACGCCCUGGGGGAGCCAAGACAUAUGGUCUGAGUUUCAGUCUGUGUUACAAGAACCAGAUUAUACAAGACGGCCGAGAUCGUCGAGCUUCACAGAUAUGUUGUCACCAGGCUUUUCUAUUGAUGCCAUAAUGCAAGAAUUCCGGCAAAACGGUUCCGAUUCGCCCUACGACCCUGACGAUGAAACAUUGAUCAAUAUAAAUAGCAGAGCGCUUUGUGGUAUGGGUCCAUCAAACGCAUACCUUCGUCAGAAGUCGUGGCCAGCUCCUGACGCAUCGCCGUCUCUGUGUCUGCAGCAACCAGCGGAGAUCAAACGAAGCGCUGCUGAAAUGAUGUUAUCCAUCACUCCUGCUGAAGCACCAGAACCGAUACCAAUAUUUGAGUCGGAUGUGAUCAGCGAGCAACAGCUGCGAGUGCUGAGUUCACUUCCCAACUCCGUGUUAUACUCGUUGUUGAAAGAACUUGAACAUACGGUUCGCAUGCUAAAUGCAAGGCCUAAAAAGCUGGUUGAGGAUAUGGAGUGCCGUUUCUGCAAGAACAACGGCGAGCGCGAGUCGUACUACCGCUCGCACCGACUGCGCGUGCGCGGGCGCGUGGCGUGCCCCGUGCUGCGCGCCUACCGCUGUCGGCGCUGCGGCGCGCGCGGCGACCACGCGCACACGCUCAAGUACUGCCCGCUCGCCACCGCCGACGAACGAAUGAAGUCAACCGCCAUGAUGCGCAGCGUGCGGCUCGCGUCGGGCCGGCGCCGCCCCGCGCCCGCGCCGCCCGCCGCGCCGCGCGCCGACCGCGCCGCGCCGCUCGAUCCCAUUUGGGAGGCGUUGGAGAAGAAACUUUUGUUGUAAACGAAUAUUCUAUAUAUUAUAUAAGAUAAAACAAUUGAUUAUUUUAAAAGAAUUUCUAGCGCCAUUUUGUUAAUCUAAUCAGUUCAUAGAUGGCGCUAGUAGUUAAAUCGUUAAAUCAUGUUAUUUUUGCAUUUUUUUAUAUGACGAUACAAUUUUGUAUUGUAAUUUUUGCUUAAUAUUUGAAUAUUGACAAUAUAAUUAUAUUAAUGAACGACCAUAGAAGUAAUAUUAUGAAAAGUAUUUUAUAUGAUUAUAUCGUACGUUAAUUACUUUGUAUGGUACAAAGUUAUUAUAUUAUCAAUUUAUUAUUUUUUCGUUACUUAUAUAAAAAAGGAACAAUUUUAAAUCAAGACAAAAUUUUUGAAACUUCCAAGUAUUUGUAUUUUCAUUCAAUAAAUAAACUCUAUUCCAUCAAACUUUGGCGGACGUUUCAAUAAAUGAAAUCACGUAAAUACGAAUGCUAUAUUUUGGCGUUCAAUCGUAAAUAAUUGGCCACUAAAAUGUUUAUGAAAUUCGUAAUCAAGCAUAAAAUUAAAUUUUUAAAACAAACUUCAAGACGUUAUUAAAAAAUGUUUGUAAAUCGAAUUAAAAAUAAUUCGUUAAUAUUUCAUUAACAAGAUUUUUAAAUUUCGAUAAAAGAUUUUUUAUUAUCAUUACAAAAGUAUUUCUGUCCGCAUGACAUAGAUCAUUCAAGAACAAUAUAUUUAAAAGAAAAUCGUAUUAUGAUGAAUAUUGAAUUUAUUGAAACGUAUGAAAAUAAUGUAAUAAACUUUUUAUUAAAGCCAUUAAAGAAAUCGGUUUUACAUAUUUGCGAUUAUAUAU
This is a messenger RNA of Nymphalis io (European peacock), 1897 nucleotides long. RefSeq lists its product as uncharacterized. Gene Ontology annotation, molecular function: mRNA binding; zinc ion binding. Gene Ontology annotation, cellular component: perinuclear region of cytoplasm. Gene Ontology annotation, biological process: negative regulation of translation; oogenesis. The coding region runs from base 179 to 1075 and encodes 298 amino acids. The transcript has 7 exons. The record is from RefSeq and is a predicted model, not a curated record. Lineage: Eukaryota; Metazoa; Arthropoda; Insecta; Lepidoptera; Nymphalidae.